Symbiodinium sp. CCMP2592 is the source of this 7947-nucleotide messenger RNA. NCBI's taxonomy places the organism in Eukaryota, Dinophyceae, Suessiales, Symbiodiniaceae. The record is from the annotation of a GenBank genome assembly.
AUGGAACUUGAGCCAGGCUCAGCAUCGGGCAGUGCCUAUUUCCCAAAGUAUGGAGAUGAAGGGCACGAGCUGAUGUACUUUUCCAGGGGCACGGUGCAAUCAUUACCGCCGUUUGCGAAAGAUUUCAUCUACACCAAGAUCCCAGCUCUCAGCCCCUUGGUUUCAGUGGACGGCAAGUGGCGGCUUACUUUGAACCGCUACACGCCGCAAGGCGAUCAGCAGGAGAUAGCUUCAUCUCCGGCGACGCGACCCGGUUUUCCAUAUCACAAGGACCUGCCGGCAAACGGUGACGUCACGAUGAUCUUAACCCUCCAAGCAAGAGGCGACCUGGAGCUAGUUCCAGAAACAGAUCCGCACAGUGCGUCUUGCAUGGCCACUGCGGGCAAUGAGAAGCCGGUCGUGGGCAGAGUCACUGCGGUGAAAGAUCACUACGGCUUCAUUCGGGUGGAAGACCGAAGGACGGACAUUCACUUCUUCUUGGAUCGCAUAACCAAGCAUGGUGGCCUGGGGGUCAAAGCUGGUGAUAGUGUCCGGUGCUGGAUCAAGGACGGACGAGGUGGAAAAGAGACGGCCGCGGUGGUAGAAGUCACCCGCUUUUCGACAAAGACUGACAGAAAGUUGGAAGCAUUGAGGCGAAUGCAGAAAUGGAGGCUAUUGCUGUCUAGCCCGGAGCACAACAACGAGGAGCUGCAGACGGCUAAAUUCGAGGCCGAAUCCUGCUUGGCCGCCUGGCGUGCUGUCUCGGACCUCGUGGGAAGCGCCAUGGAUCCGCAGUGGUCAGCUCUUGCAGACGUACCUGCGAACGGGAUUGAUCUCCCCUCUGGUGCUGGCCCUGAGAGCCAGAUCGCGAAAGAGCCUCGUGAUGCGGAAACCUCACCCGAGCUGCCCAAGCACAAGCGAGCAUUUUGCGCCGAACGUGUCUAUGCGGAGCAAGUCAUGCAAGAACACAUUGACUUGCGCGCAAGACCGCCUCCCUGCAUUGAGCAGCGGCCCGUGAAGACGGUCGCCUUUACUCAUGGUAGGGUAAGCCCAGAGUUCAAAAAUGGAUUGAGCUUGACAAAGCUCUUGGGUGAUCUGAGGCGGGGUAGAGUGAACCCGGCAGUCGACUCCAGACUGCAGCUUGAUGUGUGUCAACUCCGUGGCAAGAUGCGAUCACUGAACAAUCGGCGAUUGUGGGUGUUGAAGGAGUUCCAGCGAGAACAGGAUGAGAAAGGCUUCGAAGUAUGCGUUUCCGUGAAUGCGCAUCCACUCUGCAGGGGUACAGCCAAGUUCAUCCAGGACCUCUGUCAGGGGCGUCCUCGUUCGACAAGUCCAUCAGCUGUACAUCCAGAGGCAAGCGAGGCACGUGCGACGUUGCACGACAUUAUUAUGGAAAGGGAAGGGGCCAAGGACUGGGCGCUCCUGGAGUUCGCAGAGAUCCAAAGCCAAGUGCCAGUUAGCGACCUGACCUGUGUCGGAGCGGCCCCACAGCCUGAAGCUAAGCGCCGUCGCAUCAGCCACGCUGUGCCGACCGCUGCGGGCUUGAAGCAAGACAAUGCCGAUGUCCGUGAUUGCUUCUCGGGCUCCGUCGUCGAUGUUGUCAAGUUUGGAUCUAAGCUGCAUGUCGCGGAUCGAGAAGUCUUCAACACCUUGGAAGGAUUUCAAUUUCGCCGUGUGGAGACGGUGCGCGUGGUUCCCCUGUGCCCCUGGACGGCGAAGCUGGUCCUGGCAAACAGCAGCCGGAACGAUGGGAAGAGCGUUGAAGUCCGCGGAACCAUUGCCCAGGACGGCGAAUGGACGCUGGGACGCAUCGUCGAGCUCUUGCUAGAAUUGGCUAACCACCUCUGGCAGUCUCCCCAAGCUCCGAGAAUUUUUCAGAUUCUUGCAGCUUCGCGCUUGCUUGGUGAGCGGUGCGGCCUGAUAUCUGCGAUGCGUUCGCCAGAACGACCACUGCAAGCAUCGCAAAGCAUCUGGCCGUUCUUGCAGCAUUUGAUGAAGGUGCAGCCUUACAGCUUUCAAAAAGCAGUACCUGCAUGCAGAUACUUGUGCCGAAUGUCAGCAGGAGCACAAGAUUCUACGAAUGUCUCGGGUACAGAGCAGCUCUUGCAUCUCGUAUCCUCGGCUUCCAAUGUGCUUGCUUCGGGACAGGCUGACGUGACUGAUGCAUCCUGGGACUGCAUGCCUCUGGUCCCCUCUUCGAAGGAAUUGCGGACUCAGAAGACGAACAUUCUGCCCGACGGCCGCAGGAGGAACACAACAUCGCGAACGCUGCCUGUCGUGAGGCAAGUCGGAGGCUACAAGUCCCUUGGCGCUUACUUGGACACAUACUUCCGCCUUCUUCGCGAGGAUUGCACGGCGGCCAUCCGCAACUCGCUUGCAGAUGUGCGCGACCACGGGAAGGAGGCGGACGCGGUUAAGAAGGACAGCAAUGCUUUCCGAGCUACCCUCGAAGGCUUUACUGUGGGGCACGGCCAGGAAGGUGGGGUCGACAGCCGAAUCAAGGUGGUCCUCAAAAUUGAGCCCAUGCUUUCACGAGCACGAUGGGAGCUUCGAGCAGCCAAGUGCUUCAUGAACGGCAAUCUGGUUGCAUGUGUUUGCAAUGAAGAUUUCGAUCAUCCAAUUUGGAUGCUGGCCGCUCGCCGCGAGCUGAAACGAUCGAACGGCAUAGUGGCACUCGACUUCUAUGUGGAUGCCAGAAGCUCGUCACAAGCGUCCAUGGAAGCCAGCCAGGUGGCAUCUGUAUGGAAAGCAACAAAGCUGACCUUGAUAGCGUCUCCAACGUAUUUCCGAUCGUUUGAGCCGAUCCUCCGCCGACUGCAGGCCACAGAGGAGGUGGGCUUGCCUUUCCAGGAGGAGUUGGUGCAUUGCAAGACAGCAGAAAAACGACCAUUGAGCCUAUGUGCUGCAGACGCCGUCGACAGGAGCCUCGUGUUUUCAGGCCCGGAGCUGCAAUCGGAUGUCUCCUACCAGCUUGUGGGCAUCACUGCUCUGACCGAGAUGCGUGCAUGGGCACUGGGCAAACAGACCACAAUUUAUUGCCCUUCUGGCCGGUGUCUCUUCGAUAUCAGCUGGAACGAUCCGUUCAAGAAGUUUCGCAUUCGGAACCGCGCUGGUCACCAGAUUCUGAUUGUUUCCGGUGGGCAGACUGGACAUGCAGCAUCUUCCGACUUGGCCACCGGAAGCGGAGAUGAAGCCGGGGAUGAGGCUUCCGCGGUUGCCAACGUGAUCCAAAGCGGGGCUGAAGCACACGUGCCAGUCUGCUGUGAUGUGGUCAUCCAGACCGAGCCAUCGAAGGAGCUUCGAUAUCGAAUCCUUCCACGCCGCGGCACCGUUCACCAACUUUGUAUGGAUUUGGAAGCUGCCAUUGAACGUGCAUGCGAGCCGUCCUCGAUGAACGAUUCAGUGACUACUUGGGACAAAAGCCAGCUGCAGGCGGCACACCAUGCCCUGCACUGCCGCGUAUCCCUCAUCCAAGGCCCACCAGGUACAGGAAAGACCUUCAUUGGGUACAAGCUGUUACAGAUGCUGGUGAAGAAAUCUCGAGUCCUCGUGUUGACGUACAAGAACCAUGCACUGGACGACUUCUUGCAACAUUGCGUGGAGGGGCAGUACACCAAAACGAUGGCCCGGGUUGGCCGGAACAGCGCGGACUCUGCGGAGUUGCAGGCAUGCAAUCUGAAAAGCCUCAGGAAGAAGAAGCUCGCAAAGACUGUUGACCAGGCGCAGCAGGACCCUUCCAUGAAGGAACUGCGGACGCACAUCUUUCAGUCAAAGGUUGAUGUGAAGGGCAGGCAGAGCGAGUUGCUGAGCGCAAUGGAGAAGUUUCGGAACCGAGGAGUUCAUUCCGUUGAUACUUUCCUCGGCAGCAUCUGUGGUCAUCAGCUCGUUCAGUUUUGCCGAGAUUCCCCAAGAAGGGGCAGGAAUGUUGACUGGCUACGGCGGACCUUGGAAAGCUAUCGAAACUACCUCUGCAAUUGGCCGGAUGACCUUCCGCGAAUGCUGCACUCUGAAGUCCAGCUCGAUUCUCUCGAUUGGCAAGAAGACCCUGGGGAGACUUCCCGUCUGCAACAGGACUGUCACUGGAUGCGGUCCGCACUCGAGGAAGUGCUGGCAGACUGGUGUCCUGAUCAGGGCAUGGUCACGGAAGCUGCAAGCAUGCUCUUCAGCGAAGCCGGGGUGACGCUACCCGACGACUUAGACCAGGUGAUGGGCGCACAUGGCUAUGAAAUUGUUCAGGUGCAAACUGCCGAGGAGUGGGACACAGUUGUCCACGCCUUGAGCAGCAACUUUCAGCUGCAGCGUUCUAUCCCCUUGCGCAUGGAUACUAGACUGGAAAAGGGCUGGGUUUUGCGCGAAAUGAUGGAUCCAGCGACCGGAGGGAUGCUGCCGGUGCAAACACCAGAGCAUCUGCCAGUGAAUCUUUGCUUCGAGGCCGAUGAUGAGGCUGAGCGAGAACUGCAGGCGGAAAUCGAGGCAGAGCGCGGCAAUGGGCCAAGCGAUGGCGGGGAAGGUCUCAGCAAGGACGAGUGGCGGGCCAUGGUUCUCCGACAGCCGUCCUUCCAGCAAUGGCAGCGCCACAUCCGCAUGGAGCAUCUUCCUAAGGAGGGAGCUGCGCAGAUGGGAGCUGACCCCAGAGAUCGUGCGAUCUGGGAUGUGCCAAACCUUUUCCAGCUUUCGAAAUUGAAUCGAGCACGCUUGGUGGCGCAGCACAUCGCUCAGCAAGCCGCUACCCGUCGUCGAGAUCUCGAAGUCGCUUUGACGACCCUAACGCAAGCAUGCGAGGAAGAGGAGUCAACUGAUGUUGCUAUGAGUGCGCGGGUCUUGAAGAACAAGAGAAUCGUGGGUAUGACGAUAACCGGUGCCUCCAUCAACUCCGCCCUCAUUGCACAGCUCAAACCCGAUGUGGUCCUCGUGGAGGAGGCUGCAGAAGUCUUGGAGCCACAGAUCCUCGCGGUGCUAGGUCCCUGGGUCAAGCAUUUGAUCAUGAUCGGAGACCACAGACAGCUACCGCCUCCCGUGGAGACAUACGCUCUAAGGCUGAACAACUUAUUCGACGUGAGCAUGAUGGAGCGCCUUCUUGGAAACGGGCUGCCCAGCGUCGAGCUUCAAGCACAAGGGCGCAUGCUGCCUGGACUCUCCAAGCUCUUGAAGUCGAUCUACCCGCAUUUGAAGGACAAUACUAAGAUCACUACCAAGCUUGCUGCUCCAGCCUGCGUGGCUUCAGAAGUUUUUUUCUGGCAUUGUCCACAUCCAGAAGAAGAGGGUGAGCGAAGUCACGUCAACAAGCGCGAGUGUGACAGGGCUGUGCAACUGGCUCGUUUCUUCAUUUCUCAGGGCUUCAAACCGAAGCAGAUCACGAUCCUGGCUCCAUACCUGGGUCAGGUGACUCUGAUCAAAAACACCUUGCGAGAGGAAAUUCCCAAGUUCUUGGCAGAGAUGGGUCAAGAGCAGCACCUGAGCUCCUUCGCAGCUCGCAUCGACCCAGUGCUUCUCAAACGUGGAAAUCGCGUGGACAUAACUUCUUCCACGGUCCGCCAACAGAGAGUUUACUCUGUGGACGGACAGCCGGCGCAACCAGGAUGCUACCGCGCGACCCUCACGGAUACCCACCACGCAUCUGCCAAGGACGAUUUCGUUGAGGUGCAAUUGGUGCCAGAUGCUGUGCAGCCGGACCAGAUGCCAGAGGUCAGUUCGAUUGACAGGUACCAAGGAGCUGAGAACGACAUCGUUAUUGUGUCUCUGGUCAGAUCCAACCAACAGAAUAGAUUGGGUUUCCUUGGCACCGAUGAUGGCAAGAACCGCAUGUGCGUCGCACAAUCCCGUGCCCGAUGCGGCAUGUACUUCAUUGGAAACGAAGCUUGCCUGCGGACUUCAGUCCAUUGGUGCGAAUUCCUUGACAAGUUACAGGAGCGAGGGAGUGUGGGAAGCAAGUUCCCACAAAGAUGUCCUCGUCACAGGCAUGUGCACAAUGAUGCUCUGGAGGCAGAAGAUGUGUGCACAACGCAAUCUGCAGUUUGUGGAGUGCUCUGUGGCGCUCAGUUUGCCUGUGGCAUUGAAGCGCACACUUGCAAGCGUCCAUGCCAUCCAGAAGAGGACGGGGACAGUCACAGUGCCUCGAAGUGCGACCACGUUAGCACACUGGUCUUCAACUGCUCGGAGUCGCCAAGUCACGAGUUUCAACUGCCAUGUCGUGAACGUAUGAAGCACAAGCUCUGCCCCUACAAAGAGCAACUGUCUUGUCGACGAUUUGCUUCGCACAAGCUCACACGCAAAUGUGGCCAACUGAAGGAGGAUGUGUUACGUUCUUGUCAGAAACGGUGUGAAUCGAAGCUUGGCUGUGGCCACCUUUGCCCCAAGAAGUGCUUCGAGCCUUGCAUACAGGAGGCGGAGUGCCUAGAGAAGAAGCCCUUUGACUGUCCGAGUUUUCCUGAGAAGCACUCCAAGAUACAUCUUGCUUGCAAUUCCACUCCAGAACAAGUGGCCAAGAACUGCAGCGCACGAUGCAGCCGGAAGCUGCCUUGCGAACACUACUGCCCCAACAAAUGCGGUGAGCCCUGCGCGACUACCUGCGACAAGCCAUGCCAAAAGAAGCUUGGUUGUGGCCACCUUUGCCCCAAGAAGUGUUUCGAACCUUGCAUACAGCAAGAGGAGUGCUUGGAGAAGAAAGACUUUGACUGUCCAAGUUUUCCUGAGAAGCACUCCAAGAUACACCUCGCAUGCAACUCCACUCCAGAACAGGUGGCUCUUAAUUGCAGAGACCGAUGCAGCAGGAAGCUGUCCUGCGAACACUACUGCCCUAACAGAUGUGGUGACCCCUGCGUGACUAAAUGCCACAGGGCAUGCCGAAAGAAGCUUGGUUGUGGCCACCUUUGCCCCAGGAAGUGCUUCGAGCCUUGCAUACAGGAGGCGGAGUGCCUGGAGAAGAAGCCCUUUGACUGUCCUAGUUUUCCUGAGAAGCACUCCAAGAUACAUCUCGCUUGCAAUUCCACUACAGAACAAGUGGCCAAGAACUGCAGCGCACGAUGCAGCCGGAAGCUGCCUUGCGAACACUACUGCCCCAACAAAUGCGGUGAGCCCUGUGCGACUACCUGCCACAAGCCAUGCCGAAAGAAGCUUGGAUGUGGUCACUUUUGCACCAGGACGUGCUUCGAGCCCUGCAUACAGGAAGCAGAGUGCUUGGAGAAGAAAGACUUUGACUGUCCGAGCUUUCCUGAGGAGCAUUCCAAGAUACAGCUCGCUUGCAAUUCCACUCCAGAACAGGUGGCCGCCAGCUGCAGAGAACGAUGCAGCCGGAAGCUGCCCUGCGGGCACGACUGCCCCAACACAUGUGGUGAGGCCUGUGCGACCCUGUGCCUGCAGCGAUGCAGCGCGCGUCUUGUCUGCGGCCACACCUGCUCGCGUCGGUGCGGAGAGGAGUGUAAAUGCCAAGCGAAGUGCGAACGAGAGCUUCCUUGCGGCCAUCUGUGCCAGAAACAAUGUAGCGACUGCAGUGGUGCCCACGAUGUCUCUAGCUGCGAGGAGCGUUGCAGUCGAAAGCUGUUCUGUGGCCAUUUCUGCGGACGUCUCUGCUACGAGCCCUGUGGGCAAGUUUGCCUCGGUUGCGUCUCUCGUGAGCAGCCGCCUGCCGAGGCUUUCCGUGGAGUCAUCCAGAAGGCUUUCGCAGCGAGCCUCAAAGACGUGCCCACUGCAAAGCCGCCAACAAAGGCGAGGCCAGCGACGAAGCCUAUGCCGAGACCUGCCGGAACGGGCGAUCAAGCGAGACCACCACCAAAAGCAAGACCAACCGCAGCAAAGUCCAUGCCGCAGCAGCCGAGAGCAAGAACAGAUGAGGAUGAUGUGAUUGUUCUCUCGAGCUCCUCAGCCCGAGGCGGGGGCUCCGAUGCGAGUCGGCAGAGUGGAGGUGGCAAGGGACACAGCGGAAGGCGAAUUGAGGUGCGCCCCGAGCUCAAGCGCAAGCAUCCUUCCUAA